AUGGGUUGUGUAUCCAGCAAGAGGAAAGUUGGUUCGACCGACAGUACUUCGACUAUAUUCAAAGUUACAAAUAUAGAUUACAGUGGUAAUGAAAUAAAUCAUKGUCAGAUUGAAAUCACUGACACCGAUUUGAUAAUGCAUUAUACAGGUGAAAAAUCAAGCAUUUUAUGUCCACUGAGCACAAUUAGACGCUACGGAUAUGAGGAUUUUAUGUUUUGCUUCGAGGCUGGUCGUUUGUCUCCCUACGGUCAAGGAAUAUUUGCAUUUAGAAGCAAAGAUGCUGAUAAAAUUUUCAAUACUAUCAAACGGAAACUACAGAUUUCAAAUCAGAAAAACAUGGCUGAAGAUAUGUCUUCUGAAGUGCAUUUCUAUUCUGGCUUAUCACGUCCAAAAACAGAUCAAUAUGAAGAAGAUGUUUAUGAUGAGGUCAGAUUUAGUGGACAAAGAAACCGCGAUGAGUCAAACGAUGAAUCUCCAUACCUUGAGCUAAAUCCUGAAAAUGCAUACUGUGCUAUUUAUGAAAAUAUGCUGAACGUUAACAAAAAUAAUGAUGAGUUGGUGGAUAAUAAUGAUUAUGGUAACUCUUUUGUAUCUCCUAAGGAAGAAGUAACUUAUACUGAAGUUGAAAUUGCUGUUUUUAAACCUAAAAACAGUAAAAAUGAGUUGCCACCACUUCCUCCCAAAAAAGAAAUUCCAGAUUAUACAGUUAUUGAUUUUGUUCGAACAAGUCAAUUAAACAAUAGAAAUUUGUUUAAAUGUACUUCUAAUUCAGGUAUCAAAAGAACUAGACAUGAUUAUGGAGUGAGUACUCCUUAA
This is a messenger RNA of Diuraphis noxia (Russian wheat aphid), 816 nucleotides long. RefSeq lists its product as uncharacterized. Gene Ontology annotation, cellular component: cytoplasm. NCBI's taxonomy places the organism in Eukaryota, Metazoa, Arthropoda, Insecta, Hemiptera, Aphididae. Gene Ontology annotation, biological process: cell surface receptor protein tyrosine kinase signaling pathway. The record is from RefSeq and is a predicted model, not a curated record.